AUGCCGAAUCCGCCGCCGAAAGAGGACACCUGGGCUUUCCAGCCCAUCGGGGCGCCUUUUCCGCCGAGCCCUGUCAAGGUUUGUUUCGGAAAGUCACGAAGAACACGGAAUUAUGUUUUCAGUGCAUGGGUGAGCAAAACAUGUACGUGGCGCUGUGGUACAAGCACGGGAAGCCGAUCCACGGCCGCUCCUGGAACAACGGAGGAGUGGUCGAGUGCUCGUUCCCCUACAAACAGGCCGAGCUGACGACGAAGCAACAGCUCGAGGGCCAGAUCCAGGUGCUGCAGUACGUCGGAGACCACAACGUCCCAGGGCUUCUGGUACGAGUGGAUCAAGUACAAGGAUCGUCUGGAGAAGCUCGACGACAAGCACACGCUCGUCAAGUGCGGCGACUCCUUCCCCAUCUUCUGGAAGAGGCCUGAGGUUUUUUUUUGACUUUGACUUCCUAUUUUGUCUAGAAGGAUCGCUGCAAUUCACUGAGGCUAACACAACCGAUACUUCUAGGUUUUCUAGGUUGUAAGAGCUCGCAGGAGAAAAAAUUAUUUUACAAGAUUUUUGAGGUUAGGUCAAGUAAUUGAAAAAUUAAAGCUACCUUGCUUUUUGAAAAAAAGAUUAUUCCAGUUCAGUUUUGCUUAUGAUAGUUUAGGAUUAUCAGAAGGUGGGAGUUUUCUAGGCAUUUUUAUCAACUUUUUGAAGAGCGUCGCAAUUUUUUCUUCUAUUUUUUAAGCUAGGCUUAUCUAGCAAUAAUCCAAGAGAGACUUGCUAGAAGAUCAUUAGAUAGUUCAUUUUAAUUUUGACGAUUAGCCUUUCUGAGAAUUCAGGUCCUUCUAGUUUUCCUGUCUUGCCGGUCCAAAAACUUUGUCUGGGAUUUUUUUUAGUUGUGGUAUGCAAAUGCUACGCUAGUCAUACUGAAGACUCCCUAGCUAUCUUUUUUGUUUAGACUUUUUUAGCUUGAAGGAGUUUGGAGGAAAUUCCAGGGCAACCUGCUCGGCUACGUCGACAACAAGACUGAAAUCGCUCUGUUCUCCUCCAACGGCAAAGUUCAUGAGCGCAAGGGAGGCGACCUUCAGGACAUGUACAUCAUCACCCGCAACUGCGUCGGAGGCCCGCCAUUCUGCGAGUGUCCCAGCUGUCCCAAGCCGCCUCCUCCGCCUCCAGUCCCACCACCAGGACCGCCUCCUCCGCGUGUCAUGAUCGACGAAUGGGUCGACAUACGAGAGGGAGACGCCUGGCCGACUCGCUCUCUGGUCAGAGCUCUGGACAAGAGUCUGGACACUCUUCCCGGAGUCGCUGCCGACCAAUACGUCGCCCUCUGGUACAUGCAGGGAGAACCUGUCAUGGGACGCGUCUGGAACGAGAAUGGGAAGGUAUAAAUACAUCCUUGGGCUUCAGAAGAACAUUGGUUUCAGGUCGCGGCCAACUUCUCGUGGUUCAACAACGAGUACUGCAAGAACGUCGGAUCCAUCCAGCUUCUGGUCCACCUUUCGGAGCAUGUCCGUGGUUUCGACUACGGAUGGAUUCCGUUCGCGGAGGUUUGAUUUGUAUAAGAAGAAGACUAUUCACGACUUUUCAGGCGGCCAAGUUCGGAGAGAAGGUCUGGCAUCCGGUGCACGUCAACAACCACAAGGGCGACAUCUCCGUCGGAGUCGUCAACCUUCCCGGCGGCAAGCAGAUCCUCGCCAAGGUCGACGUCCGCAACGAGAAGACCGGCUAUGGUUACCAAGGAAAGGAGCACACGUCGGCCGGUCCCGCCUGCGCUUCCAAUACCAUCGUCCUUUGCCGCAAGCCCAAGCCCGGCUACAAGCUCGACGGAUAA
This is a messenger RNA of Caenorhabditis auriculariae, 1816 nucleotides long. Lineage: Eukaryota; Metazoa; Nematoda; Chromadorea; Rhabditida; Rhabditidae. The record is from the annotation of a GenBank genome assembly.